ACGGCGAAUAACAAAUGAAUACGCAAAUGUAUUAGCAAUAUGUUCGACGUGUCUCAAUCCAAAGACAAAGAAUCAUUCCUGUGCCGAACCUUGUUUGGAACAGUCAAUAUCCGAAUUUUAAUUUUCAAAUCAGUGAAUUACUAUUUCAAUCAAUUCAUUGGAUCAAACUAUACUGUCUUAAAAUAACAACAAGUAAGCAACGAUUUCAAAGGAUGAAGAUCAAUUUGUCGGAAAUCUUUUCGUGUGGACUUUGUUUUGAUUUUGAGAAUGCUCCACGAAAGGUUAGCACAUUUCGGCGAGUUUUACCGCAGUUUUUAUGCGGACUAGCCCAUUUUUUAAUCAACUGGAAUAUGGGUAUGGUGAUAGCGAUCUCAUCGAUAGUUCUUCCAUCGGUCAUUGGGUUGAGUAAAAGUCUAAAUCCAGAUGAAACACUGAACAUGACACCCGAUGAAGCCUCAUGGCUUGCGAGUAUUCUAUACAUCGUUCAGCCGAUUGGAAAUGUUCUCUCCGGCUUUAUAGCUGAAUCUUUGGGUAGAAAAGGCGCCAUACUGACCAUAAAUAUUAUACCAGCGAUUGCAUGGAUUUUGCUGCCGAACGUACAAUCGCAACACAUGGUUUAUGUUGGAUUUUCACUGAUCGGCAUUUGGAAUGGACUCAUUAGUGCAGCCCACAUAUACCCGAGUGAAAUAAGUGAGCCGUCAAUUCGUGGGGUAUUAAAUGCAUUCUCUGGCAUCGCAGCUGCGGCUGGCAUAUUCAUGAUAUUCUUGCUCGGAUCAUUUCUUUCUUGGCGUCAAGUAUCCUAUGCAUGCGCCGUUGUACCAAUUCUAAAUGUUUUGGUGGCGAUAUUUGUGCCCGAAUCACCAAUUUGGUUACUCUCCAAGAAUCGUUCAGGAAAAGCGCAGAAAUCGUUACAAGUACUUCGAGGAUGGGUUGCCGGUGAAAGUGUCUCACCCGAGCUUGACCAAUUGAAACGCAUUAGUGAAAUAUCGGCAACAUGUAGUGAUUGUGAGAAAUCCGGGAGCAAAUGUGAUCAUCCGCCACCCACACUGCUGAACAAAUUAAAAGAUACGACGAGAAAACGAACAUUGAAGCCUCUACUCUUAGUUACAAUUCUAUUUUUUGUGAUGCAGUUCAGUGGGAUGUUUGCAAUGAGACCGUACAUUGUUCCAAUAUUAAACGCCCAUGGCAUUGCUUUCGAUGCGAAUUUUACAACCAUCAUCCUUGGGGUUCUCGAAAUUUUGGCAAAUGUUUUCAUUGUUUUCACCAUUCGAAUUCUCGGCAAACGACAAAUCUACCUGUGGUCAAUGGUUGGGAACUUUGUUAGUUGUUUUGGACUAAGCAUCUAUGGAUGGAUAUUCUUUCCCGCUGGUUGGUCGUCAAUUGGUCUGGCUGCAGAAAGUUUGGAAUCAAUCCGAUAUAGCGUCGGACACUACAAUUACUUCGCUUUGGUCAUGUUUUUGAUCAUGCAAUUCUGUAUUUCGGUGGGCGUCUCAUCCAUACCGUUCAUCAUGAUGUGUGAAGUAUUCCCUUUCAAGUGA
This is a messenger RNA of Sitodiplosis mosellana (orange wheat blossom midge), 1538 nucleotides long. RefSeq names its product facilitated trehalose transporter Tret1-like. The transcript is spliced from 8 exons. Gene Ontology annotation, molecular function: transmembrane transporter activity. Bases 213 to 1538 code for a protein of 441 amino acids. The record is from RefSeq and is a predicted model, not a curated record. Lineage: Eukaryota; Metazoa; Arthropoda; Insecta; Diptera; Cecidomyiidae. Gene Ontology annotation, cellular component: membrane. Gene Ontology annotation, biological process: transmembrane transport.